UGUGACUUGUGUCAUCGAUUCUCCGGGCUCCCGGUUCAUUAAGAUACGGUCGCUGAAGCAGAGUAAGAAAUGAAGCAGAGUUCGUAAAAUAGUAGGUGAAUCCAUCCCCACUGAAAACUGAAACGAUAUUAGUUAAUAGUGCAAAUAACAAAAUAGUUAUCAGUGUUCUGUCGGGAGCGAGACGUGUUUCACAGAACAUCCCGACAAAGUCGUAGUUUCUUUGUUUUGUGCACCGAUAACUGUGACAGUAUUCCAAAGUGAAGACCACUAUGCAGAGGCCUGUAGCGAGCUUUCCACUUGCGCCUUCACUGAAAGUAAAAUUGAUCAAUGCAGGCUUCCAAACCACCAACGAUUUGGUCGACCUUCGGCCUCUUCAACUCAGCAAAGAGGUGGGGAUAACACACGAAGAGGCAGUUGAAGUUUUGCAGACUCUACGGUGUGACUCCCAGACCGCACAGGAGAGGGCAUCCGGAGGUAGCUUUACAGCCCUCCAGCUGCUUCAGCAAGAGCAAACACUGGGCACCAUCGUGACUUUCUGCUCCGAGUUGGAUUCUGUUUUAGGGGGAGGAUUACCUGUAGGCAAGACCACUGAAAUCUGUGGGGCUCCUGGCAUUGGAAAGACCCAGCUCUGCAUCCAGUUGGCUGUGGAUGUUCAGAUCCCCGUGUGUUUCGGGGGCCUCGGUGGACAGGCCGUGUACAUUGACACAGAGGGCAGUUUCCUCAUCCAGCGUGCGGUGGACAUCGCUCAGGCGGCGGUGGAUCAUUGCAGUCUACUUGCAGAUGAUGCAGAGCAACGCAAAUCCUUGAAAGAGUUCACCGUUGAAAAGAUCCUCUCCAACCUCUUCCUCAUCCGUUGUCAUGACUACGUGGAAUUGUUGGCAGAGAUUUACCUCCUGCCUGAGUUCCUGGCUCAACACCCUGAUGUCAGACUGGUGGUGAUUGACAGCAUUGCCUUUCCAUUCCGCCACGACUUUGAAGACCUAUCCCAGAGAACCCGGCUCCUCAACGGCCUUGCCCAGCAGCUCAUCCAAAUGGCGACUAAACACAGCGUGGCUGUUGUGCUCACCAAUCAGAUGACAACAAAAGUUUGGCGUGGCCAAUCCAAGCUUGUUCCUGCUCUAGGUGAGAGCUGGGGUCACGCGGCAACACAGAGACUCAUCCUGCACUGGGAGGGAUCAAAAAGGUUGGCAUCUCUGUACAAGUCACCCAGCCAAAUGGAGGCUACUGUGCAAUACCAGAUCACUGGGGAAGGCUUCAGAGAUGUGCCUCAUUCAGGCCCUUCGAGAUCACAUGACGACGAUUCCUGUAACGACACUUCCGGAAACUACUGCAAGCGCCCUAGAGUGGAAGGGACCCAGUCUUGA
Chanos chanos (milkfish) is the source of this 1364-nucleotide messenger RNA. RefSeq names its product RAD51 paralog C (gene rad51c). The transcript is spliced from 9 exons. Gene Ontology annotation, cellular component: Rad51B-Rad51C-Rad51D-XRCC2 complex; replication fork; Rad51C-XRCC3 complex. Gene Ontology annotation, biological process: reciprocal meiotic recombination; DNA repair; meiotic DNA recombinase assembly. Lineage: Eukaryota; Metazoa; Chordata; Actinopteri; Gonorynchiformes; Chanidae. The coding region runs from base 270 to 1364 and encodes 364 amino acids. The record is from RefSeq and is a predicted model, not a curated record. Gene Ontology annotation, molecular function: crossover junction DNA endonuclease activity; four-way junction DNA binding; ATP-dependent DNA damage sensor activity.